AGAUCUGGCAACACCGCCCGCGAACGAAACCAGACGAGAAUAAAGCAAAAUGGCGCUUGAUGAAGAAGACGUUAUUGUUAUCUUUAAAGUCCUCUGUUCUUAAUAUGUUUGCAUGUGUACACAUAUGUGUUGUUUUAAAAAGAGUAAAUAUCGUUAAUGAUAGUUUGUAUUUGUCUGAGCGCACUCUUGACGCUUCUCGUGCUAGCUUAGCGCUAGUUAGCUUAGCUUGCUAGCUGCUAAUAGAAGAGACUCUGAGGUUUUUAUAAAGAUUGAAUGUGAGCGUAAAAUGUCGUGAUUGUGGGAAAAUGUGCGAAAGAAGUAUAGCGGAGUACGAGGAAGAACGUUCUUCAACAAAACAACAUCAACUGGACGCUGUUUUAAAGAAGCAUCAUGUCUUAUUCAGAACAGACAUCCAUCAGCUGACUGGAUCUCAAGAAACGUGUGUCCCUCAUUUGCAGGGGGAGACCUUGACUUUGGAGCACAAGUAUCCACAAUCCCCCCAUGUCAAAGAGGAAGGAGAGGAUCAACAGCCCCCUAAUAUUAAAGAGGAAAGGGAGGAUUCACAGCAUUCCCAUGUCAAUGAAGUAAAGGAGCUUAUACAGCCCCCCUACAUAAAAAAAGAAGGACAUGCGGAGGCUGAUCCCACCAAGCUUCCAUUGACCGUUGUCUCUGUGAAGACCGAAGACCAUGAGGAGAAACCACCUGAGUCCUCACAGCUUGAUCACAGUCCAAAUGUCUGUGAAGAACAUCGCCAUGAGCACCAGAAGUGGACCUCCAGGAUGAAGCAGGAGGAGCUACAACCCCCACACAUCAAAGAGGAAGAGGUGCAACAACCCCCACACAUCAAAGAGGAAGAGGAGGAGCCUCAGCACCCAGACAUUAAAAAAGAAUGGGAGAAACAGAGCAUCGGUCAAGAGGAAACGCAUCUUGAUGGACCGGAGGAUGUUGGCGUCCCCAAGAUGCCAUUGACUGGUGUCACUGUGACGAGUGAAGACGAGUUCAAAGGUGAUGAUAACGAUUCUAAAGCUGAUAUGUUGACAUGUGACACUGACCACACACACUUUCAAUGCUCUCACUGUGACAAAACUUUUAAUCGCCAACAUAAUAUGACAAGACACAUGAAAAUACACUUUCGAGAAAAACACAUUACGUGCUCAAUUUGUAGUAAAGGUUUUACACAAAAAAGUGAUUUGAAAAUACACAUGAGAACGCACGCUGAAGAAAAACGUAUUUCCUGUUCAGUCUGUGGUAAAAGUUUUACACAAAACGCUAAUCUGAAAAGACACAUGAGAAUACACACUGGAGAAAAACAUUUUUCCUGUUCAGACUGUGGUAAAGGUUUCACGCAAAAAAGCGAUUUGGAAACACACAUGAGGACACACACCGGAGAAACCCCUUUCAUCUGUUCGAUCUGCGGAAAACGUUUCACACAAAGGCAGUGUUUGCAAGUGCACACGAGAACACACACCGGAGAAACACCUUUUACCUGCUCCAUCUGUCUUAAAAGCUUUACACAAAAUGCGAAUCUGAAAAGACACAUGAAAAUACACAGUGGGGAAAAACAUUUUUCCUGUUCAGUCUGCGGUAAAGGUUUCACACAAAAAAGUGAUUUGAAAAUACACACGAGGACACACACUGGAGAAAAACAUGUUUCCUGCUCAAUCUGUGGUAAACGUUUUACACAAAAAGGUCAUUUGAAAAUACACAUGAGCACGCAUACUGGGGAGAAAAUGUUUUCCUGUUCAAUCUGUGGUAAGAGUUUUACACAAAACGCUAACCUGAAAAGACACAUGAAAAUACACACUGCUGAAAAUCCUUUCACCUGUUCAAAAUGCAACAAAAGCUUUUCGGAACCAACACACCUCGCACUGCACAUGAGAAUACACGACGGAGACAAACCGUUCAUGUGUUCUCACUGUGACAAAACGUUUAAAUACCGCUGUCAUCUGAAAAGGCACACGAGAAUACACACGGGUGAAAAAAAAUGGUUCUGUUCGAUUUGUAGUGAGGGUUUUCCAGAUAAUAAUGAUUUGCAAAGACACAGGAGAACACACACUGAGGAAAAACCCUUCGUUUGCGGUAAAAGAUUCUGUGUGAAGCAAACUUUGAAAAGACACACAAGAAUACAAGCUAGUCAAAAACCUUAUGCCUGUUCAGGUUGCAACAAAAGCUUUUCUCUACGACCAAACCUUGCAGCACACAUGAGAAUACACACCGGAGAUAAACCAUUCGUGUGCUCAAUUUGUAAUAAAAGAUUCAUUCGGAAGAUAGACUUGGUAGUACACAAAAGAAGACAUACUGGUGGAAAACCUUUUAUGUGUUCAGUGUGUGGUAGAGGUUUUGUAAAACAUCCAUAUUUGAAAAAACACAUGGGAACACACAGUGGUAAAAAAAAACUAAGUGCAACAAAGGUUUUACCGGACGACAAUCACUUGUAAGACACCUGAGAACACACACAAGAGAGAAAGUACCGGAGUAAGAAACAGUGUCCUGGUGAGAACAGCAAAUAAAGCUGCAGGGUUUUGAAUAAACUGUCAAAACGCUGACGUUCAAACAAUAUAACAUUAUUUGACAUCAUUGUUGUGAAUGGUUCUACCAAUUAUAGAGUAAAUGUUUUUACUUAAAGGGGAACGUUAUCACAAUUUCAAAAGGGUUAAAAACAAUAAAAAUCAGUUCCUAGUGGCUUGUUGUUUUUUUUGAAGUUUUUUUCAAAUUUUUAUCGGUCUCGGAAUAUCCCUAAAUAAAGCUUUAAAGUGCCUUAUUUUCGCUAUCUUCGAAACCACUAUCCAUUUCCCUGUGACGUCACACAGUGCUGUCGAUGUAAACAAACAAUGGGAAUACCACAGCAAGAUAUAGCGACAUUAGCUCGGAUUCAGAUUCGGAUUUCAGCGACUUAAGCGAUUCAACAGAUUACGCAUGUAUUGAAACAGAUGGUUGGAGUAUGAAAAUAUUGAAGAAGAAACUGAAGCUACUGAGCGAAUAGCUAUUGACGCUAUUCAUAGCCAUAGCAUGGCCGAAUAGCUGCGUUAGCAUCGCCGGUAAAAUGUGCGGACCAAACGAUCAGGACUUUCGCAUCUUUUGACACCGGAGCAACUUAAAUCCGUCGAUUGGUAAGUGUUUUUUUUCGUAUGGAAGGAAACGUAAUAUAGUUGCAAAUGCAUCUACAGGUUAUCCAUACAUCUCUGUUCCAUGUCUGCUUUAGCACCGCCGGUAAAUAGCAUGUUAGCAUCGAUUAGCGUAGCAUGUUAGCAUCGAUUAGCAGGCAGUCAACAUCAACAAAACUCACCUUUGUGAUUUCGUUGACUAUCGUUGCAAAUGCAUCUGCAGGUUAUCCAUACAUCUCUGUGCCAUGUCUGCUUUAGCACCGCCAGUAAAUAGCAUGUUAGCAUCGAUUAGCGUGGCAUUUUAGCAUCGAUUAGCUGGCAGUCACGCCGCGACCAAAUAUGUCUGAUUAGCACAUAAGUCAACAUCAACAAAACUCACCUUUGUGAUUUCAUUGACUUUAUCAUUGCAUCUGCAGGUUAUCCAUACAUCUCUGUGCCAUGUCUGUCUUAGCAUCGCCGAUAAAAUGUGGAGACACUCUGGCCCAUUCAAUGGGGGUCUGGCGGCAGACACUUUGGCAUCUUCGGGCCAGUGGUGCAACUUGAAUCCCUCCCUGUUAGUGUUGUUACACCCUCCGACAACACACAGAUGAGGCAUGAUGUCUCCAAGGUUCCAAAAAAUAGUCGAAAAAACGGAAAAUAACAGAGCUGAGACCCGGUGUUUGUAACGUGAAAAUGAAUAUGGCGGGUGUUACCUCGGUGACGUCACAUUCUGACGUCAUCGCCUCCAGAGCGAUAAACAGAAAGGCGUUUAAUUCGCCAAAAUUCACCCAUUUAGAGUUCGGAAAUCGGUUAAAAAAAUAGAUGGUCUUUUUUCUGCACCAUCAAGGUAUAUAUUGACGCUUACAUAGGUCUGCUGAUAAUGUUCCCCUUUAAGUCAAAUUACAUGCAUUAUUUAUUGUAAGCUCUGUUUCUUCCUACUCGUUUUCGGACAAACGUGUAAUUGUAAAUACGUGAUGUAUUCACUGUGACCGUAUGCAUGUUCAAAAUAAACUAAUACCAAACAUCA
This is a messenger RNA of Nerophis ophidion (straightnose pipefish), 4110 nucleotides long. Its product is annotated as gastrula zinc finger protein XlCGF57.1-like. NCBI's taxonomy places the organism in Eukaryota, Metazoa, Chordata, Actinopteri, Syngnathiformes, Syngnathidae. Gene Ontology annotation, cellular component: nucleus. The record is from RefSeq and is a predicted model, not a curated record. Gene Ontology annotation, biological process: regulation of transcription by RNA polymerase II. Bases 306 to 2438 code for a protein of 710 amino acids. Gene Ontology annotation, molecular function: DNA-binding transcription factor activity, RNA polymerase II-specific; RNA polymerase II cis-regulatory region sequence-specific DNA binding. The transcript is spliced from 3 exons.